UGAUGUUGAGCUCAACGAACUGUCUGCAUUGUGUUUUUCAUUACUGUACGGAAUAACAGAUUUACUGAUUGAUUUUCAAUUUUGCACAAUGUCAUCUAGAAAUUCAAGUCCAUUGCCAAUGCACCAGAGAACCAUCAGGAAAAGGAAACCCGGAAAACUUUCUGGUAUAGACAGACAAAGGAGCAGAGAGUGCCUGAAAACAUGUGGCUUCUUGUUAAUCCACACAGUCAUGAUGACAAUCAGGAACCAAAGCCAAGGAACCGAACUUUUUGGGUAUAUGAAAGAGAUGCUUCACAGCAUUUUCUUCCUGGGAUACAUCCAUGAAGACUGCUUACAUCCCAAAGACUUUUUCCCAGCAAACAUCCCUGCAGAUUAUGAAAGAAUGAGCCGUAUGUUUCCUGAUGCAUUCCAGCAGUACAAUAGUCACCUGCCAACUCGAACACCCUUCUCCAUUCUGCUUGAACUGAUGGAGAUAUUCUAUGAGACUGAAGAGAGAAUAAAACAGGAGCUUGCAAUUCUGUUGAAGAGCAUGAAAUUUCCAAACCCUCUACACAAAGAAGGCAGUAAAUAUGAGCAAUUUUACACACUGGAGUCAACGGUCAUCUGUGUUUGUUACUCCAAUUUGGAUUCACGGAAAUAUUAUGGAGCAUCUUUUUGCUGCAGGAAAGGAAAUGCCAAGACAAUCCUAAUUGAUCUGUCUUGUCUUAAAACCUGGCAUGAAUAUGUUUCUCAUGCAGUCAUGUCGUUUCAUGGUGGAGCUUCUGGUGAUGGAAUAACUUUCCCUACAGAACUGAAAUACAAGGCAUUUUAUAGAGACUGGAAAGAAAAUGUUUACAAUGAGAAACGACCCUGUGCAAACUGUAAAAAACUGUUCAAUCUGCCAAAUGCAGACCCUGAUAAAGUAGAACAUCCUUUUGGGAACUGUGCUGAGACUGAGUGCCUGAGCAAACUCCUGAAGAAUGAUCAAUACAUGCAGCAGAAAGCAAUGAUUCCAAAUCACUCAGAGGAACAUUUAGAGAAUCUCAGAAAUGUGACAAAGGAACGACUGACAAGGGAGCUUGGGAAGGUUGGCAUUGAAGUUACUGAUAGUAACUUUCUCUUUUACAACCCAUCUUAAAAGUUGAAACCAGGAAAAGAUUGAUAUAGCAGGCACUCAGCAGGAUGUUUUAUUUUAUUUUAUUUUAUUUUUUAAUUCUCUGCAGAAAAUAAUAUGUACAUAUGUAGAAUUAAGUCUUAAAGAAUGAACUGGUUGCCCUUUCCCAAUACUUUUUCUGAAAUAUUAGUAUUACUAUUUUAUAUUUUUGCAUAUUACUAUUGCUUAUUGAAUAAGUAAUAUCUUGGUGAAUACCAUUCUACAGUAAAACAUGGCACAGAAUUUUACCUGAGUUCAUGUAACACAUCUAUUAGUUCUUUUCUACAGAGUUUCCCAAAAUAAGACCAAGAAUCAUUCAAUUGUUGUGGCCAUAUUUUAGCAAUCUAAAAUUAUUUUAGCAAUCUGUGUGGUGAGCUGUCACCCGCACACCACACAGCUUGAUUUAGGCUGUGUCUUCACUAUCAUAAUGAUGGGCAAAAGACAUGUCUUAAUUCUCCUAAUUAACCAUGGGUGUGUUUUUUGUGUAAUGUGAGAUAAACUUUAAGCGUGUCACUUGCCAUUCUCUUUAAGAGCCAGGUGUGCUAUGACUUUGCUAUUUUUGAAUUGCUAUUUUAACGGCACAGCUACUAGAGCUAAGAUCAGGCCCAAACAAUCCAGCCCUGAGCCAGUGCACGUUCUAUGUUCUGCCCGAGCCCAACCCGACCCAUAAACUCUCCUUUUGAGCCUGAGCCCAAAUUAAACCCGAAAUUUUUAAAAUAAUAUUUGGACUAUUU
Astyanax mexicanus (Mexican tetra) is the source of this 1866-nucleotide messenger RNA. RefSeq lists its product as uncharacterized. The record is from RefSeq and is a predicted model, not a curated record. The coding region runs from base 89 to 1117 and encodes 342 amino acids. Lineage: Eukaryota; Metazoa; Chordata; Actinopteri; Characiformes; Acestrorhamphidae. The transcript is spliced from 5 exons.